Molecule: messenger RNA, 865 nt
Organism: Pistacia vera
Lineage: Eukaryota; Viridiplantae; Streptophyta; Magnoliopsida; Sapindales; Anacardiaceae
Product: multiple myeloma tumor-associated protein 2 homolog
Exons: 4
Coding region: 1-687 (228 amino acids)
Source: RefSeq, a predicted model, not a curated record
AUGACGAUCGACGAACAAUUGAAAGUCGGGUUGUUAGAGCUUUUAAGGAGUAAAUGCCGUCUUUCUCAGUUUGCUAGAUGGGAAGCUUGGGCAGUUUCUGCUGCAGCUGUAGAAUUUGAGAAGUUGCAAUCUUUCUCUAGGAAAGAUUUGCACUGGUACACCAGGGACAAAAACUCUGGUUCCGAUACAGAUGCUUUAAAAGAGGAGAUAAAAAGAAUUAAGGAAGAGGAGGAGCAGGCCAUGAGAGAAGCUCUUGGCUUAGCUCCUAAGCGGUCUAUUCGACCUCAAGGUAAUCGACUUGAUAAGCAUGAAUUUGAGGAACUUGUGAAACGAGGUUCGACUGCAGAGGACAUGGGUGCAGGGCAUUCUGACGCAGCUUGGGUUCAUGGAAUUGGUUUCGCAAGCAAGGCACCUCGCCCAUGGGAAGAUCCUAGUACGCUUAAAUCCAGUGUGGAGCAGGCUUCACCUGAGUCAGUGAAGCCUGCUGAUCCCAGUUCACCUGUUGGGGACACCGAAAAAGAAGAAUCGAAGGAUGAAAAGGAGGAUGAACGGAGUAAGAAGAAAAGGCGGCGUGAGGAUAAGAAACACGAGAAGCAUGAAAGACGUGAGAAACGCCAAUCUCGUGACUCAGAUGACAGGAGGAAACAUAGGAAAGACAAGGAGAAGAGGAGACAUGAUUCUGACUGAUCAAGUCUCUAGAGUGAUGUAUGGUACUUGGUUUGUUUUAGAUUUUUCUCCCUUUAAAAAAAAUAAAUUAAUGUAAAAUCAUUUUAUCUCCUCUUCUUCAAUUGUUGUGAUGACAUAGAAGCACAGAGAUCUCAUAUAUCGCUGUAAAGUUAAGAAAGACUAGGGGUCAAUUUGCUAA